Molecule: messenger RNA, 738 nt
Organism: Ectocarpus sp. CCAP 1310/34
Lineage: Eukaryota; Phaeophyceae; Ectocarpales; Ectocarpaceae
Source: the annotation of a GenBank genome assembly
CUAUCCUGUGCAUGUGACUGCAAAACUUGGUUCUCGUUGCAAAGUUCUACAUGUAGUCUCGCAAGUAUACGCUGCACCGUAGACGGUAGACCGGGUCUGUUGUUUUUUGUUAGCCAUGGCAGUCAAACUUUGAGAUGUAGUCUAAAACGCGAUCGAAAUACCCAGACUACGCAUGGACGCAAAGGAGCACCACGAGGCAGCAGCAAACAGCGCUCUCCGAGCACGACCUUCCUCCGUGCUCGGCCACCAAGCCGCCGCUACUAACAGCCCCGUGUUGAGGACGGGUUCAUCUGCAGAGGACUUCGUGGUUACACCCUUACACAAGGAACGACUGGACGAGGCCACCGAGCUCCUCCGCCGAGCUGUUAGCAUCGGAGAAAGCUGGUUCCGUAACGACCUUGCGCAUGAAAAGCUGGCCCUUUGGCGCAACAAGCUUGCCGUUGCUUACACCGACCAGGCAAGCAAAAUCACCCUGACCGCACAACCCCCGAGACUAUGGACAUGAUGCUAAAAGCUACUGAUCGUAUCUAGAGUACAUGUUAGAUUGUGAUAACUACAGAGUAGACCUAAACGGCAUACAUUCAAUGUUUUGAAGGAUGCUGUUGAUGCUGUGCGAGUGAUGGCACCUAGGUACAUUUUUGUUUUGAAUAAUUGGGUUAUUUUGCAUUUUCGUCGCACCCUGCCGAUGCCGUUCGAUGUGAACGUCACUUGUGCUAUGCAUUAUGCACCGCGGUUAAG